CAUUGAUCGAGAUCAGACGUAAAACUUAAGAACGCAAUCACCAAUAAACGACUAUAAAUCAUAACUUAAUUAUACUAAAUUGAUUAAAAAAUUGAUAAUUCAAAAAAACAAGCAUGUCAGAUAAACCAGAAGAAAAGGUCGAACUUACAGUCGAAGAAAAGACAUUAAAAGCUAAGGAAUUGUACGCAAAAGGAUGUCGCAACUACUAUGUUAAGAACUACACUGAAGCUGCUGACGAUUUAAGUGAUGCUUGCGAAUUAUAUGGAGAACUUUUCGGACUUCAAGGUGAUGAACUUGGCGAGGUUUAUUUAUUGUAUGCAAAAGCAUUGAUUGCUGUUGGACAAGAAGAAAAUAAGCUAUUGGAUAUUCAGGAAGAGGAAGACGACGACGAAAACGAUGAAACUGACGAAGAAAGUACUGAAAUUGAGGAAAAAGAUCCAGUAGAAAAAUCGAAUGAUCCAGAAACAAAAGAAGAUUCAAAGGAUAACGAAGAAAAGCCCGAAAAUUCAGCUGCAGAUUCUAAGGAACCAGAAAGUGAAUUGAAGAACUCUGAAACAGUUAAAAGUGACGUCUUAACAAAUGGAGAUGACAAGGAUGAGAGCGAAAAUCCAGGAACUCAAGUUGAAACUUCAGAUCCAGUUGAUGCAACAGAAACUGAGGAAGAUGGAGGGAAUUUAGAAGUCGCAUGGGAAGUUUUGCAGAAUGCAGCACAAAUCUUCGAGCGACAAAACGAAAAAGGCUUGUCAAAUCUCCUUGAUGUUUACAAUGAAAUGGCUGGAAUAUCAAUUGAGAAUGGAAACUUUGCAGUAGCUUUAGAGGACUAUGCUCGUGCUAUAGCUACAUUUGAUCGCAUUGAGGAGUCACAAAAGAAUUAUCGCAUAGCUGCUGAGAUUCAUUACAAAGUUGGCUUGUGCCAGACAUUGGAAAAAACCUAUGAUGAAUCUAUCAAGUCAUUCCAAAAGGCUCACGAUUUAUUGUCGGAUGUGAUUGAAAAGGAAAAGUCUAAGGAACAAACUGAUGAAGUUGCUGCCAAUAUUAGGGAUAUGGAAGAGACAAAGCAGGAGAUUUUGAAUAAAAUCAAUGAAACUGGUGACAUUAAGGCUGAUGAAGUUGAGAAAGUCUUGAAGGAACUAGCAAAGUUCUAUAGUAAGAUGAAUACUGACAAUUCUAAGCAACAAUCCUCUGAGUCAGCAAGUGAUAUUUCACAUUUAGUCAAGCGCAAAAAGCCUGAUGUCACUGAUUCCAACAUUGAAAGUUCACCUGCUAAGAAACAAAUUAUUGAAACUGAAGAAGCAAUUACAGCAGUUCCAGUUGAUGAUGAAAAGAAGAAAAUUGAAGAAGAAGAAGCUGUUCAGCCUGCUAUUGAUAAUUAGACAUUAAGCACUUGAUUAUCCAUAUUAGCCAUUCCUUUAAAGUUCAACUGUAAGUUUAAAAUGACCAUGAAGUUCCUUAAAUGCAUCCAUAAUUAAAUAAUUUGAAGAAUAAAGUAUCUAAAGAAAAAUGAAGCAUAUAGUAUGUUGAAUAAGAUUCUAAUGCUGUAAAAUUUUUUAUAUAUUAAAAACAAUAAAACCUGAAAGACAAAAC
Molecule: messenger RNA, 1584 nt
Organism: Chironomus riparius
Lineage: Eukaryota; Metazoa; Arthropoda; Insecta; Diptera; Chironomidae
Source: the annotation of a GenBank genome assembly